Messenger RNA from Clunio marinus, 1350 nucleotides. The record is from the annotation of a GenBank genome assembly. NCBI's taxonomy places the organism in Eukaryota, Metazoa, Arthropoda, Insecta, Diptera, Chironomidae.
ACCCUGUCUACCGUAUUUGUAAACAACGUGCAUAUUUGAAAUAACUUGAGUUAUCUUUUAUUUGAAAAUGCGUGAUAAUACUCCUCCAACGUCACCAUACAACAGUAAUGCUGAAGAUGAAAUAAUCUACGAGAUAGAUGACAUAAAUGAAUUUGAGGAAGUAGAAGAAUUAAGCGAUAAUGAAGAAGUUUUGGAAGAUGAAAAUAUGGAGGAUGUUAUUGAAAAUCAACCACCAGAACGUGAUGAUUCUUUUCUAACGUUCAAUAAACAUAAUAGUGCCUUAUUUUGUGGUUCAUUUCAUCCUGAUGGUGUGCUUGCUGUUACUGGAGGGGAAGAUGAUAAAGCCUUUGUUUGGAAGAUAGAAACAGGAGAAGUUGUUUACGAAGUUACUGAGCAUAAAGACAGUGUUGUAGCAGUGGAAUUUUCAUACGAUGGAGGAUAUCUUGCUACCGCGGACAUGGCUGGUGAAGUAAAAGUUUUUAAAGUUGAAAAGAAUUAUAAAAAAGUAUGGGAAUAUUCAAUGGGAGAUAUUUCAUGGAUGAAAUGGCAUAGAAAAUCUAAUGUUUUGCUGGCAGGUUCUGAAGUAGGUGAAAUAUUUAUUUGGCGUAUUCCAUCAGGUGAAUGCAAAGUUCUUCAAGGCACUGGAGAGAAAUGUGAAGUUGCAAUGUUUACAAAUGAUGACAGAAUGUUGGCGGCAGGAUAUGGGGACGGAACUUUUAAGUUAUGGGAUGUUAAGAAUCAACAAACAGUGCAAAAUAUAUCUUCAGUGACGAGUAACACGGAUACUGAAAAUUCCGAAGUUUCUUCUAUCAUCUCUUUAAGCACAGACAGUGAAAACAACAUAGUAAUUGCAGGAUGUGUCGAUGGAACAGCAAAACUUUUUGGACCCAAUGGACUUAUUGGACAUUUAACAAUACCAUCAUCAAAUUCAGAAACUUCUUCUGUUGAACAAGUUUUAAUUGAUUAUCCAGGCUUUGAUCUAAAGAUUGCAGUCACUGGAAGUUUGGAUGGAAAGGUAAUAAUUUGGGAUGUCGCUCACCAAACUUUAAGAAACGAAUGUAAAGAUGAGAAUCCCACAGGAAUUACAAAAUUAAUCUGGCUGAAGGAUUUCAUGGUUUUAGGAGGAACACUUGGAGGUUCUAUCAAAGUUUGGAAUAUUAGAAAUGGUGAAAAAAUUUUCACACUUUUAGGCCAUGCUAACAAUAUUCACGAUAUCGCUUAUCACAAAGAAAAAAAUUUGUUAUUAUCUGUUUCUGAGGAUAAAACUGCAAAAAUAUUUAAAAUUUCAGAUUACUUUUAAAAUAUUGUUAAUACUAAAAGAUUAAUAAAACAUAUGAAUCGAAAUAUCAA